Paramuricea clavata is the source of this 402-nucleotide messenger RNA. The record is from the annotation of a GenBank genome assembly. NCBI's taxonomy places the organism in Eukaryota, Metazoa, Cnidaria, Anthozoa, Malacalcyonacea, Plexauridae.
AUGGACAACGCGACGUUAGACAACCAUUUAAGAUUGUUUUAUGCCGAGGUCAAAAACCAAGAUGGGGACGACUACAGCAAGUCGACUCUACUCGGUCUAAGGUAUGGUUUGGAAAGAUAUCUAAACUCUCCACCACACAACAAAGGUAUCACAAUAUCUGGAAACCCAGAAUUUAAGAAGUCAAAUGUUGUCCUCAACACCAAACUAAAAUCCCUGAAGCAAGGCGGCAAGGAAAAUGUACAACACAAACCUCCGCUCGAGCCAGAAGAUCUCCAAAAGCUGAAAAUCAGUGUAUUUGCAGUGUAUUUGAUUGUUCAAGUCCCCUUGGGUUGCUGUGAAACGUGUGGUUCAGUACGGUGUUGUUUUGGUGUCGUCGUGGUCGUGAAGGUCAACGAAACCUAA